UCAUCAUCGAUUUGAAUGAAGAAGAUGAAGAUUUCAUCAAUAAUAAUGAUAUUUGGAAAUAUAUAAAUGUCUACCCAGAACAAGCAAAGGAUACUCAAAGUAAUGAUGAAUCAAUCAUCACUAUUACUAUGGCCGAAUUAAAAGAAGAAAGAAGAAGAAUUCAGUCAAAAAGAAUGAUAGAUUUGGGCUGGAAAACUGUAACUCCAAUCUGCUGA
This is a messenger RNA of Ambispora gerdemannii, 215 nucleotides long. NCBI's taxonomy places the organism in Eukaryota, Fungi, Glomeromycota, Glomeromycetes, Archaeosporales, Ambisporaceae. The record is from the annotation of a GenBank genome assembly.